Mandrillus leucophaeus (drill) is the source of this 944-nucleotide messenger RNA. It is a transcript of the gene MRPS18A, whose product is annotated as mitochondrial ribosomal protein S18A. The coding region runs from base 185 to 481 and encodes 98 amino acids. Gene Ontology annotation, cellular component: mitochondrial small ribosomal subunit; ribosome. Gene Ontology annotation, molecular function: small ribosomal subunit rRNA binding; structural constituent of ribosome. The record is from RefSeq and is a predicted model, not a curated record. NCBI's taxonomy places the organism in Eukaryota, Metazoa, Chordata, Mammalia, Primates, Cercopithecidae. The transcript is spliced from 5 exons. Gene Ontology annotation, biological process: mitochondrial translation.
AGUGGUGGAGAUCCAAGAAGGGAAGACAACUAUAAUUGAAGGCCGUCUCACAGCGACUCCCAAGGGCAGUCCAAAUCCUCCUAACCCCUCUGGCCAGUGCCCCAUCUGCCGUUGGAACCUGAAGCACAAGUAUAACUAUGACGAUGUUCUGCUGCUUAGCCAGUUCAUCCGGCCUCAUGGAGGCAUGCUGCCACGAAAGAUCACAGGCCUAUGCCAGGAAGAACACCGCAAGAUUGAGGAGUGUGUGAAGAUGGCCCACCGAGCAGGUCUAUUACCAAAUCACAGGCCUCGGCUUCCUGAAGGAGUUGUUCCGAAAAGCAAACCUCAACUCAACCGGUACCUGACGCGCUGGGCUCCUGGCUCCGUCAAGCCCAUCUACAAGAAAGGCCCCCGCUGGAACAAGGUGUGCAUGCCCGUGGGGUCACCCCUCCUGAGGGACAAUGUCUGCUACUCAAGAACACCUUGGAAGCUGUAUCACUGACAGAGAGCAGGGCUUCCAGAGUUCCUCCUGCACCUGUGCUGGGGAGUAAGAGGCACACUCAUAAGCCCUCGGCCACAACUAUACUCCAGACCACGAUGGCCUGGCCCCUUCGACAUGGAUGGACAGGGGACAGUGGGACUAACUUCAGUACCCUUGGCCUGCGCAGUAGCAAUGCUGGGAGCUAAAGGCAGGCAGGGCAGUUGGGUCCCUUGCCAGGUGCUGUGGGGCUUGGGCCAUGCUCAGUGCUGGGGACAGGAGUUUUUCCCAAUACAGUGUCAUAAACAUUGAGUUGUGGACUCGUGGGCUUACCCACUGGGUGUGUGCUCACUGCUUGGGAAGUGCAGGGGGUUCUGGGCACAUUUCCAGUUCAGUGCAGAGUGUUGAGUCACUGAUCUCUUGUGAUGGGGCCAAUGAGUCAAUUGAAAGGAAUUCAUGGGCCAAACAGGUCCCAUCCUCUUCAUGA